AUGAACCUCACCCACAAGGGUGAAGAGGAAAACACGUCUGUUCCUCGAGAUGACGCCAACGAAGCUUCGGAACAGAACAUCAAACAAAUGUCAUCUUCUCGCUCUGCCCCCCAUGCUAACGAAUCGGAGUUACAUUCCCACAAUCCCUUUAAAUCGGGUAGUGACACUCGCGGGGUGGAUAAGUCCAAUGCAUCGCCCACCUCAGGAAAUGUAACUAAGCAGCAAGGAGAGUACCUCUCCGAUUCGUCAAACAGUCGUAGAGACCCAGUCGAGGGUGCCGAAAAACUUGACAGUUUUGGUCAAGUCGGUAGAGGUCAUGAUGACGCUAUUAUAUCGCAAGAACUAAGAAUGGGUCACCAGGCUGGAAAUGACCAACAUUACUCUACUCAAGAUUCUCGAAAAUACGGCGAGAGUCUGGAAAACAGGUCGGGCCAGGGAUUCGAUGCGCACAAGGCGCAUACUUUUAGUACUACGCUGCCAGUGGAUGCACUAUUGCCUCCUGACGUCAACAAUCUGCCUGCCGCUUCGGCUCCAGAGUCUGAACAGCACAAGAGGGGUAUAUUUGGAAGGAAAAACUCCAGGAGUGCAGCUAACGAAUCUGCUGGACGCGGAUCAAAAGAGCCAGCGGACUCGAAAGCGAGCUCUUCUGUCUUGGAUCCUUUGGGGUUGCGGAACAAGUUCAAUGAACAGAAGAAACAUUUUGGGAGGAAAAGCUCUACCGAUCACGAUGCUGUUGGUACUGCUGCUGGUACCGCGGCUGGUACUGCAGCUACUACAGGUGCUGUUGUUGGAAGUAAAAGGGACUCUACCAAGGAGCACCAUCAACCAGGAUCCCAAGGUAGUGGAUUCCAUCAGCAAUCCCGCGCUGUGAACCCUGAUGACGGUGUACGCUCGGCGAAUUUAACGGCAAAUGCGGGAGAAUUGCAGCAAGGAGCGAGUUUAGAAAGCGGCUAUGAUAAAGCCAGAAACUCUGGAAUCGCUAAUAGACCGCUAGUUCCAGGAGUUGAAUCGGAGUCUAGGCGCGACCAGAAUUUGAAUAGGGAUCAUGUUCAUGUUCCUGGGGAAUUUUCUAACGUUUCUCAGUCUACUUAUCCACCUGAUAAGGGGGCUCCUGGGCUUGAUUGGGAAAGCGAAAAUGGCGAAAAUCCCAAGAAUGAAAACGUUCACGUUUCUGAGAAGACUGCUGCUGCUCCAUCAACGGGCUUCGGCUACUCUCGCAAAGGUCACGAUAAAGGCUUCUUCGCAGAUCCCGGCCUAAACAAAGGCGAACACUUGGGACCAACUGAACAUCACAAAGCAUUGGAUCCAAGAAUUAAGGGCGAUUCGCAGCACGUUAGGAAAAAUGAACCCGCAAUUGCUGCACAUGGUGUCGAAGAGGGCCGCGGUUUUACAAAGGAAAGUAACGCGGGCGCAACACGCGACACCAAUCGCGAAUCUCUCGAAAGAGCGCAUGAACGGUUUGCAACGGCUCUAGACACUUUGGAUCCUAAAGAUCAGGGCAAGUCACCACAUACCAUGAAUCUUGGCUCUGCGCCCUCUGCUCCCGGGGGCGAAAGCUCCCAACAUGCUGGAAACUUGGGGGAUAUCACUGGUGCGUACGGGGGAAACAGUGCGCAAUAUUCCAAAAGGGAACCAGCAUUGGAUGCCUACAGCGGUAAAACUCCUAGGUCCACAGGUAUCGUUGAGCAAUCUUCUGCUGGUCUUGGUGAAAAGCAUUCGCAACAUGCCACGGCUAUAGAGCCCGCCUCUACUGAACAUGGUGAGAAGGGAAUUUGGGUUGCCGGGCAUAAAUUCCCCGUUGGUGGUAGCGGACACGAAGCGCCUAUCGAAAAGGACAACAGACCUAUCGGGCACCAUCAAGGAGAACAUUCUGAAUCCGGUGGCACUGCUAACGUGGCAGCUAAUGUUCCUCAGGGACAAAUGGCUCUUUCACAAGACGAAGAGGCUGGGUACGAAGAAUAUCACCCAUCAGGGUUGGACACAGAGCUAGGGGAUUUAUCGGUAACUGAUGCUGAAAGACGGAGGUCCUCGCUAGCUGAGAGCAGUGACGCUAGUGGAGAACGUACGAGGCCCAAGAGCAGAAGCAUGAGUUUGGGUAACGCUCCAUUUGCUGCUUUAGGCAGAACUCUAUCUGGAAAAUCGCAUGGUCAUGGCGAGGAGCACCGUGAGGAGGAAAGUCCAAAGGAUUCGGGUGAGUUCUCUAAGAUUUCAACCACUUUCAAGGAUGCUUGGGGUGCUAUGACCGGCAGACGCAAGAGUGGCCAUGUUGAUUCUGGUAAACCUGCUGAUCCACACGAUACUGAGAACCGUAACAUCACGAGUCGUGGUUCUAAACAAUGGGAGAUGAAACCAAACCCAUCUGAGAUGAAAGACAAACAUCACGUUGGAAUAACAAGUGCGGAGGAAUACAAAAUUAAGCAUUCCAACGAACUGCAAAAGCCCGACAGCGAUCCAGAUUGGGUCCAGCACGAGAAUGCGUAUGCUCGGCAGGCCGGCAAUCAGCCAAGUCUUGUCGAUCCUUCGGAAUUAACUUACGGUGCCGUUGGAAGAAGAAAGUCAUCAGUCACUGAUGACCACCCUUCCUACACGUCUCAGGUACCCCAAAGUAGACGCAAUGUUUCUGUGGGAUCUGAAUCAGGUGCCGGUCAAAUGACGGAUCCUUCCCAGAUUCCAAUCGAGGAGGAACCAACUUCGACGCACGAUCGUACCCCCCGAAACGCCAACUUUGUUGAGGCGAAAGCAGAACAAAUUGAUGAUCGCAUCAGAAGCAAGCCUCAUGAUCGGCCAGCUAAUGCUGCUGCUGCGUUCACAGAAUAG
Molecule: messenger RNA, 2817 nt
Organism: Lachancea sp. 'fantastica'
Lineage: Eukaryota; Fungi; Ascomycota; Saccharomycetes; Saccharomycetales; Saccharomycetaceae
Source: the annotation of a GenBank genome assembly